Messenger RNA from Aspergillus clavatus NRRL 1, 1530 nucleotides. RefSeq names its product putative GABA permease. The coding region runs from base 1 to 1530 and encodes 509 amino acids. The transcript is spliced from 5 exons. Gene Ontology annotation, cellular component: membrane. Lineage: Eukaryota; Fungi; Ascomycota; Eurotiomycetes; Eurotiales; Aspergillaceae. Gene Ontology annotation, molecular function: transmembrane transporter activity. Gene Ontology annotation, biological process: amino acid transport; transmembrane transport. The record is from RefSeq and is a predicted model, not a curated record.
AUGAGUGAAAAGAAAGAAGCGUUCCAGCCGACGGUCGAGGAGGAUGUCCGGCUUGGGAAUCUCGGCUAUGAGCAAGAACUCAAACGCACCUUUGGCCUGUUAGGCAUGAUUGGGUUCAGUUUCAGCAUCGUCACAUCAUGGACUGCUCUGAGUGGUGUAUUCAUCGUCGGAGUCACGUCGGGAGGGCCUCCGGUUAUGAUUUAUGGCUUCAUCGGGGUCAGUCUUCUCACCCUGGCCGUUGCGAUCCCCAUGGCAGAGAUGUGCUCCAUGUAUCCCGUCGCGGGAGGCCAAUACUCUUGGGUAGCGGCGCUGGCACCGCCAAAGUUCGCUCGAGGGCUGUCGUAUAUCAGCGGAUGGUUCAUGCUCAUAGGUGUCCUUGCAAUGGGAGCGACCAACAACUCCAUCGCCGCCAACUUCAUCCUCGGGAUGGCCAACCUCGUCUUCCCCGAGUACAGCAUUCAGCGCUGGCAGACCGUGCUCGUUGCCUACCUCGUCGCCAUCAUCGCGGCCGCCGUCAACAUCUGGGGCCCUCACCUGCUCAACCGCAUUGCGCGCUUCAUCCUCGUGUGGAACGUGGCAUCCUUCCUGAUCACCAUGGUCGUCCUUCUCGCCACAAACGACCACAAACAGCAGCCCGCCUUCGUCUUCGUCGAGUUCCAGAACUUCACCGGCUGGGGCCCCGCCAUGGCUGCCAUCGUCGGCAUCCUCCAGUCCUGCUUCGGCAUGUGCUGCUAUGACGCCCCCGCCCACAUGACAGAGGAGAUGAAAUCCGCCUCCACCGAAGCCCCCAAGGCCAUCGUUCUCUCCGUCGUCCUCGGCGCAGCCACCGGCUUCGCCUUCCUGCUCACCCUCUGCUUCUGCAUCGGCGACAUCACCGCUACUGCAAACACCCCCACCGGCGUCCCCGUCCUCCAUAUCUUCUACGACUCCACCGGCAGCAAGCUCGCCGCCUGUUUCCUCGCAGGCAUGAUCGCCGUCAUCGUCCUCGUCGCCGGCAACAACCUCCUCGCCGAGGGCUCCCGCGCCGUCUACGCCUUCGCCCGCGACCACGGCCUCCCCUUCUCCGAAACCCUCGCCAAAGUCCACCCGACCCGCCACGUCCCCGUCAACGCCAUCCUCCUCACCCUCGCCGUGCAGCUCGCCCUCGACGCAAUCGACUUUGGCACCACCACCGGCUUCGAGACGGUCAUUGCCAUCGCGACGGAGGGAUUCUAUCUCUCCUACGCAAUCGCCCUCCUUAGCCGUCUCCUGGGCUAUGCCACCGGCCACGCCCGCACCAUGACCGGACCCUUUGCGCUCCCCGCCUGGCUCUCCCUGACCCUGAACGGACUGGGCCUGCUGUUCCUGCUCUUCGCGGCCAUCACGUUCAACUUUCCCAGCUCGUGGCCGAUCGCGACGCACUCGAUGAAUUAUACCUCGGCCGCUAUUGGCGUCGUUGCGGUGAUCGCAUUGAUGACGUGGGGUACCACGGGGCGGAAGCAUUUUACGGGGCCUGGGGUGGCAGUAUACUUGAACCGUCAUGGUGCAUGA